AAAUCAUGAAUUCCCAGUACUUAAUCAUCUUAAUCUUAAUAAUAAACACGAACGGUUUAAAACAUAAAAAGGUAAACAAAACGGAACCAGUGAAAGUUAGUGUAAAUAAAAGUGAAGUACACAAGAAUGUAUCAGAGUUUGAAUCUGUGAGGAGUAAGAAGGGACAGAAAGUGCCGACGCCACCGCCCCCAACUACAACAGAGAAGCCUAUCCCUAUUAUACCACCUGAGAUGGUACAAGAAUGGGCUCAAGAAAUAUCCGAAAUGCUGUUCCAACACGAAGACCGCGUGGUCCGAAGAAAAGAAUUGCUGGAGAAGUUUUCAGAUAUAAAAAUAGAGGAAAGGAAUGGGUUUUCCAUUGUGCAGAAGAUGGCCAAGGAUUUGGAGGAUCUGCUCACGAGACGCACACGAGCUGCAGAGAGAAUAGGAAGACAUGCGGAGGCGCUAGCCAGUUCCACUGGACCUACGCCGCGAGGAUACACCUACUUCAGAAGUGAGGGAUUAAAUGAACUGAAGACAAAGCAAUACCCUGAUUCAAAAUACGAAAUGAGAACCUGGUGCAGGAGCUUGUACAAUAUUCCUCUGAAGAAAAGCUUGCAUUUUGACGGUGACAUCUCUUUAGAAGCUUCCAGUGUAUAUGUUGCUGUAGAAGUUUUCGAUUGUGUGCCACCUGUUAAAGAACAUUUGUACUGGUCAGAAGGAUUGAUAAGCACAUUUAAAGAAAAUUAUGCACAAGAUGCCACGAUGGAUUUUCAGUAUUUUUGCAGUGCCAAAGGAUUCCUACGCCACUAUCCAGCGGCUUUAUGGAGCAGCAUGUACCAACUGCACUUGGAAGACGAGGCAGACGUGUACGACUGCCGCCUACGCCCUUGGUACGUGGCGGCGGCGGGCGCUCCUCGGGAUAUCCUCAUUUUACUUGACGCUUCGGGAUCAAUGAAUAAUUCCUUUAAUUCCAUCAUAGCGGAGAAGUUUACGCUGGCCUUCCUCAGUGCUCUUACUGACGACGAUCAAGUCAACGUGUUGAGAUUCAACGUCAUUGUAGAAUCGCCCAUCAGCUGUUUUAACGAGAAACUUGUGCCCGCCAACCACGUGAACUCGGCCGCAAUGAUGGCUGCCCUCAAAGACACCAGGCUGAUCAACGAGACGAACAUGAAGCUGGUACUGACGUAUGCCGUGGAGAUGUUGCAACGGCAACAGAAAGAACCCGACCAUCCACCGGCUUGCCAACAAGCUAUCGUUCUGGUCGCUGAUUGUAUUGACAGGAACUUUACUGAGCUGAUGAAGGAGUUGGAUCCUAAGGGUCAUAUCAGACUUUUCGUCCUCUGGCUUCACGACAUCCACGGUCUCAGAGACAACACCCGCGCGUACGCCGACCAGAUCAGCUGCGAUAGAGACGGGUACUUUGCGGAGCUGACCACGCAUGCUGACGUCACGGAGCAGGUCAUACAGAUCCUGAGAGUCCUCGAGCGGCCUCUAGUGUCGCAGAGGAAGGAAAGGCUAAAAGUGUUCAGCGAUGUCUACGCUCAUGUGGAGGAUCCACGAAGAGCAGAACUCUAUUGGCAACUGAAAGAGAACGCCGAGCAAAUGUACAGGUAUAAACAGCUUCGGAAAGACAAGAAAGCGCUGCUUAACAGUUCCCGUCUGAUGGAAGACUACUUACACCAAGAAACAUUGGAUACAGACGGCCAUUAUUAUGAGGGCGAGGAAAUCGACUACCGGCUCCAAAUAAGCGUCUCAGUACCAGUUUUUGAUUUCACUACCGUAGAGAAUAUUACUAAAAAGUUGGAUGAGGAAAAGCAGAGAAUAUCUACAAGAACGUACCCAGUAAAUCGCCUGUUGGGGGUCGCAGGGGUUGACAUUCCAAUAGAUCAUCUUAAAUUAAUACUACCAUAUUACCAGCUCGGAGGGGGCGGUGACCUGUUCGUGCUCGACCACCGAGGCAACAUCGUACUGCAUGAUAAUUUGAAGCCAGUUCUUGAUGGCGAUAUUUUGAAGCCAGGUUACCGCACCGUCGACUUCUCUGAAAUGGAACAGGCUGGUGUAAGUCACCCGCCAAGGCGAUAUCCUCAGAAAUGGCGAGAGCUCCGCAAGGCACUGGUCUUAGACCAAACUAACGGGAGCAGGACAAUCCUAGCGAAGAACAUCUUCGACGGCGGCAUGAGGGCGAGGGUGGAACAGCGGGAGUAUCACUGGCAGCGGGUGCUGGAACACUACACGGCGGUGGUGGUGAUCCCCGCCAGCUACAACCGGCGCCGAGCGGUGCCCGCGGGAGUUUUCACGCAGAAAUUGGCGGCUGAAGCUCUGAAGACGCUAUCGAGGAGCGAAUUUUCUAUCCAUCCUCAAUGGCUGUACUGCCGACACGUGGAGCCAAGGUUCACGACCCGUGAAGACGAGGUCCGACACUUCGUCAGGAGGAGAAGCGAGGAACCAAACUUUGCCAUGAAGAAAACCGACUACUUCUUUUCUUCCAUCGGACCUGGUCUAUUUGAUGAACCAUAUCAAUGUAAUGAAGAAUUAAUGGCCCGGCUGUGCAAGGAGGCUGUAGCGACCGCGAAGUGGGCGGACGAGCACGAGGACCCCGACAGCGGUCGGGACUGCUCCAACUGCGAGCUGGGAUCAGUCACGGCCUUCUUUGCCAGCGAAAGCGGUCUAACCCGUUGGCAGCAAUACCACGCGACGACGUCCCACCUCGAGCCACCAGACGGGUCUGUCUGGCCCGGCGGCCCCAGCGAGACCUGGUACAAGCGCGCCGUGUCCUUCCCUGACACAUUGGUGAUACAUGCUCCUGUUACUCCUUACAGGAAGAUGCGGAAUUCCGACGUCAGAGUAAGACCGGUAGGUGAGCGAUCCGAAUGGCUGACCGCCGCCCGGACGCUGGGGACUCCGGCCAAGGGCACGGUGGGUGUCGCAGGGUUCCACUUCCAUCCUAGACACAUGGAAGACGUUCUGCGAGCUACGACGAACUUUCCGUGUACCAGUACAAAUAAGGACAAAUGUGAGGUCCAAUGCGACGGCAUCAUCUGGUCUUGCGUGGUGAUCGACGAGGGGGCUUGGAUCGUGGCCGGAGACUUAGAAUACGAGAGGAAGACCACAGAGUACCCUGUGAGGCGCCACCUAGCGGCCGUGUACCCGGCGGCUAUGUCAGCCCUACUGAACCAUACCGUGUAUCGGCUGAAUUGGAUUCAUGACUAUCAAGCGGUAUGCUUCCCGAGGAAGGAUAGCUCGGCUGCGAUUGCUGUUAUUUCGACCCUGCUGAAAUCUUUUUGGUGCACUGCGAUAGUUCUUUUUCAUCUUUCGAAGGAAAUUGGAACGUUUUUCACUUUACUUGGUUCCACUAGUUUUGUAAACGCCGACACCGAGGAAGAAAAAAGGAAACGUCGUCGUCGUCUGUUCCGGGACUACGAGUUGGAGAAAUACGAGAGUCUGUACGACGAUCGAGUGCUCGUGAAUCGCACGCGCAUCGCCGCCUGCGACCGCUCGCGGCCCAUGUAUCAGCUGCAGGACACGAAAGAAGCUAAAGAGGCUUUGAAGCAGUCCAUGUCUCCCUGCAAAUGGCCACUUGUAGCAGCCCCUGUGCCCGGAACGAACCUGCUUCUGUUGGCCGUGUACAAACUGUGCGACUACACUGGAGGCCGCGCUGUUCCCGACCCGCUCACUAACCAGAAGAUCGAUAUGAAACAAAUCGAACUGCCUUCGGACAUCGAGUGGGGCGCGAUGAAUGACGAGAGCUGGUUAGCGUGCUGGCGGAACCUCGAGCCACUGCCCGGACGACCGCCACACACUCGCUGCUACCCUCACCAAUAUGCACAGGAGGCGGGCUACCGUCAAUGCGGACCUUGGGUGCCGAACCCUGACCAACCCGAGGAAGAUGAAGAAGAGGUUGAAGAAGACGAGUACGAUGAAGAAGAGGAAGACACGGGAAUUUGGUCCUUCCUGAAAGUUAUCAACCACGCCAGCAGACAUUCUCCAACAGUUUUAUUGCUACUCUGCGUCUUCACUCUUUAACAAAUGCCUACUUAAUAUCCUAUCACCUUAAACUUU
Amyelois transitella is the source of this 4040-nucleotide messenger RNA. RefSeq names its product voltage-dependent calcium channel subunit alpha-2/delta-3. The record is from RefSeq and is a predicted model, not a curated record. Gene Ontology annotation, molecular function: voltage-gated calcium channel activity. Gene Ontology annotation, cellular component: voltage-gated calcium channel complex. Bases 6 to 4004 code for a protein of 1332 amino acids. NCBI's taxonomy places the organism in Eukaryota, Metazoa, Arthropoda, Insecta, Lepidoptera, Pyralidae. The transcript has 25 exons.